Molecule: messenger RNA, 918 nt
Organism: Trypanosoma cruzi
Lineage: Eukaryota; Euglenozoa; Kinetoplastea; Trypanosomatida; Trypanosomatidae
Product: mucin-associated surface protein (MASP), putative
Exons: 1
Coding region: 1-918 (305 amino acids)
Source: RefSeq, a predicted model, not a curated record
AUGGCGAUGAUGAUGACUGGCCGUGUGCUGCUGGUGUGUGCCCUCUGCGUGCUGUGGUGCGGUGCCGGCGGUAGAUGUGACGAGGAGGAGACAGCAGCUCGUGGGAGUGGUGGUGGACCUCCGCCGGGAUCAGCAGAACUUCAAACGUCUCCACAAGACACCCAAGAAUUAAAAGUUGGAUCACCAGAUAUUAAAGUAGAAGUGCCACCCGAAUCUUCCCCACAUAUAGAGGUAGCUGGGGGUGAAGAUAGUGAUGAUGAAAAUGGAGAAGAAAAGGAUAAAAAAGACGAAAAUGAAAAAAAUAAGGUACAACUCCAGACACACAAGGGUAAAAAUAAUGAGGGAGUACCGCCACCACCGCCACCACCGCCACAGCCACCCGCACCACCAUCGGGUGAACCUGCACCAUCAUCAACAGCAGGUGAAGGGGGCCCAACAGCAGAAAAAGAAAGCUCACAGAAAGUAACCAAAGCAAAAAACGAAAACACACCGUCAGAAUUCAAAACGGACUCAGAAGCACCGGAACAGCCUUCAGGGGAUGCUACACAAGGGCAGCACAGUCAUGACACGGACACAGAGGAUUCGACGAAGAAUGCAGCAACCGGCAGUCCAGCAGAACCAACAUCCUCAUCUACCUCUACAAGUGGUAGCGGUGAUCAUGUCCAGAAUAAGGCAGAUGAGGAUGAUGCUCAAAGCUCUGAAGAACAACACGACAGCCUUGAAACUGGCAAUACCAACGUUGUUUCAACACUCAGUGAGACAGCACCACAAACGGCAGAAACAAUCACCGCUGCUCAAACAAAUCAUACGGCGACGCCUGGCGACAGUGACGGCAGUACCGCGGCUUCCCACACCACCUCCCCUCUUUUGCCUCUUCUUGUUGUUGCGUGUGCGGCUGCUGCGGUGGUGGCCGCGUGA